AAAUAGUUUUGGAAGAAAUUGAGGGUAGUUUGGUAAGACCGAGGAUGGGAAAUGGUGUUCAUUCCUGGCACUUGUUGAAACAAGUUGCGAGUUACAACCUUUUUAAGCAAAGCAGGACUCUUUCUCGCACUUCCAUACCCAUCAUCAUGAUCUCCGCAACCAGAUGCACCUUCCUGGGUUGCUCAGGAUUAGGUGGGAGUGGUAACAUCUGUGGUGGACAGAGAAGGGGUUAUGGACCUUGGAGGGUGACGUGUAUGUCACCAAUCAAUGAUAGAAAUGGCAGUGUUGUUAAUGUGAUGGAGACACCUUUGAAAGAAAUUAAAAAGGAAGCAGUGGUGGAAGAUGUGGAUGAUAAUCCGAUCUCCGGUGGCGGUCCUCGCGAUGUUUAUGGCGAGGAUAAGGCCACUGAGGAUCACUUUGUGACUCCUUGGAGUGUUUCUGUUGCUAGUGGUUAUACAUUGUUGCGAGAUCCACACUUCAACAAAGGGUUGGCCUUCACUGAAAAAGAGAGGGAUGCACACUACUUGCGUGGUCUUCUUCCCCCAACAACUAUUCCUCAAGAAACUCAGGUGAGGAAAAUGAUCCAGCACAUACGCCAAUAUCAAGUUCCGCUGCAGAGAUAUAUGGCAAUGAUGGAUCUUCAGGAAAGAAAUGAACGUCUGUUUUACAAACUUCUCAUUGAUCACGUUGAAGAAUUACUCCCAAUUGUGUAUACUCCAACUGUUGGUGAGGCUUGCCAGAAAUACGGGGACAUUUUUAUGCGUCCACAGGGUCUUUAUAUAAGUUUGAAAGAGAAGGGGAGGAUUCAAGAAGUACUGAGAAACUGGCCUGAGAAGAACAUUCAAGUCAUAGUCGUAACUGACGGAGAACGGAUCUUGGGUCUUGGGGAUCUAGGUUGUCAGGGAAUGGGAAUACCUGUGGGAAAACUUUCUUUAUAUACUGCACUAGGAGGAGUUCGUCCUUCAGCUUGCCUGCCUAUUACUAUUGAUGUCGGGACAAACAACGAGAGGCUGCUCAAUGAUGAAUUAUAUAUCGGGCUAAAGCAAAGACGAGCAACUGGGCAGGAAUAUUCUGAACUCAUGCACGAAUUUAUGACUGCAGUCAAGCAAACUUACGGUGAAAAAGUCUUAAUUCAGUUUGAAGACUUCGCGAACCACAAUGCUUUUGAUCUGCUUGAAAAAUAUAGAUCAACACAUCUGGUUUUCAACGACGAUAUUCAGGGAACGGCAUCGGUUGUUCUUGCUGGACUAGUUGCAGCUUUGAAAUUGGUUGGGGGAAACUUAGCUGACCACAAAUUCUUAUUCCUUGGUGCCGGCGAGGCGGGCACUGGAAUUGCAGAGCUCAUUGCACUUGAAACAUCUAAACAGACAAAUGCCCCAUUGGAUGAAGUGCGCAAGAAUAUUUGGUUGGUGGACUCAAAGGGAUUGAUUGUCAGUUCCCGUAAAGAAUCACUCCAACAUUUCAAGAAGCCGUGGGCUCAUGAACACGAACCUGUUAAAAACCUUCUUGAUGCUGUUAAUAAAAUUAAGCCAACAGUGCUUAUUGGAACAUCGGGACAAGGAAGUGCGUUUACCAAAGAGGUGGUUGAGGCGAUGGCCUCUAUUAACGAGAAACCUAUUAUUCUUUCUCUUUCCAACCCAACGUCACAGUCCGAAUGUACUGCUGAAGAAGCUUAUACGUGGACACAGGGACGUGCGAUCUUUGCAAGUGGGAGCCCAUUUUCGCCGGUUGAAUAUAAGGGGAAAGUGUUUGUGCCUGGCCAGGCAAAUAAUGCAUACAUAUUCCCUGGGUUCGGCCUAGGUUUAAUAAUGUCUGGGACCAUUCGUGUACAUGACGACCUGCUUCUUGCUGCCUCUGAGGCAUUGGCUGAACAAGUAUCAGAAGAGAACUUUGAGAAGGGUUUGAUAUUCCCACCAUUCACCAACAUCAGAAAGAUAUCAGCUCACAUAGCUGCCAAAGUUGCUGCUAAGGCUUAUGAGCUUGGCUUGGCCACUCGCCUUCCACAGCCAAAAGAUUUGGUGAAGUUUGCCGAGAGCUGUAUGUAUACCCCGGCCUACAGAAGCUACCGGUGAUACAACAAGACAAUAAUACCUCCAUUUUCUUUUUCAUGAAAUAAUUUUACUGGCAAUUUUUUAAUUUUUUAUUUUCUUUUUCAUGUUUUGUUUUUACAAGUCAUAAUUGUAUUGGGUGGGUUAGUAAGGAAAUUAGGAAGGUGUAGUGGUAGUUGGACUGCUAAGGGUAGCUUGAAAAGUUAUGCUAAAAAAUAUUAUUUUCUCUUUGUUUGACGGUAUUCAAAUUUAGAAAUGGAAGCAUUUUAAACAGUCA
Molecule: messenger RNA, 2325 nt
Organism: Medicago truncatula (barrel medic)
Lineage: Eukaryota; Viridiplantae; Streptophyta; Magnoliopsida; Fabales; Fabaceae
Product: NADP-dependent malic enzyme
Exons: 18
Coding region: 45-2072 (675 amino acids)
Biological process (GO): malate metabolic process; pyruvate metabolic process
Cellular component (GO): chloroplast
Molecular function (GO): malate dehydrogenase (decarboxylating) (NADP+) activity; NAD binding
Source: RefSeq, a predicted model, not a curated record